UCACCACGUAACGUUUGAGCAUGCUUACUACGUUUGAACAUAAACAAAGGCAGCUCGUCGUUUGACGUUGAACUCUGCCUGUUCGAAACUGUGUUUACCAACAGCCGGAGGAUCGUAAGAAUUUCGUGUACGUGGAGUCAUGGAACACGCACUGCUGAUGCGAGUGAGUGUGUUUACUGAUCAGGGAGGCAGGAAAUAUAUGGAAGAUGUGACCGAGGUCAUAGUAGAGCCCGAGCCGGGCGAAAACGAUGAUCCGAGGCCAGAGGAGGAGCGGGAGGAAAGCGGCGGGGAUGAGGAUCCUCUCAGCCCUCUGGCCGGAGACUCCGACCCUGCUUCCAAACCAGAAGAACCCCUGCAGGUCCCUGAUGCCCCCGGUAAAGAGAUACAGAGAGAAGGAAGCUGUACUUUCGUGGCGAGGAAUCUGUCACCUCGACAACAGCCAAGUCCCGUAAAUGCCACGAAGCCCGUGGCAUUUUUUGCUGUUUUUGACGGCCACGGGGGUCGAGAGGCCGCGCAGUUCGCACGGGAUUAUCUGUGGGAGUUCAUCAAGAAGCAGCGGGGGUUCUGGUCCGACUGUGACCGGGAGGUGUGCUCAGCGAUACGCAAAGGAUUCGUAGCCUGCCAUCACGCUAUGUGGAAAAAGCUACCUGAAUGGCCAAAAACUAUGACAGGCCUUCCAAGCACAUCGGGCACCACCGCCAGUGUAGUAGUACUACGAGGAAACCGUAUGUAUGUGGCCCACGUUGGGGAUUCUUCUGUAGUUCUGGGGGUCCAGGAUGACCCGUCUGUGCCAUUCAUCAGAGCUGCUGAAGUCACCCAAGACCACAAACCGGAAUUGCCAAAAGAAAAGGAGCGUAUUGAAGGUCUGGGAGGAAGCGUGAUAAAGAAGUCUGGAGUGAACCGGGUGGUGUGGAAGAGGCCCAGGCUCAGUCACAAUGGUCCAGUUCGCCGCAGCACCGUGAUAGACCAGAUACCUUUCCUGGCUGUAGCCCGGGCUUUAGGUGAUUUAUGGAGUUAUGACUUCUACAGCGGGGAGUUUGUUGUCUCUCCAGAGCCAGACACUAGUGUAGUGGUCCUUGACCCUAGGAAGCAUCGCUACAUCAUCCUGGGCAGUGAUGGUCUGUGGAAUAUGGUGCCACCCCAGGAGGCCAUCUCCAUGUGCCAGAGCAACGAUGAGGACAUGGAACCCUGUGGCAUCUCAAGUGCAAGGCAACUGGUCAGCCACGCUCUGCUGCGAUGGCGCCAGCGAAUGCUCCGUGCCGAUAACACCAGCGCUAUCGUGAUUGCUCUGCAGGAUUCAGGAGGUUCUCAAAAAAUCCUGCAUCAUGAAGAAGUUCUGCUCGACCUGUCUCGGGCGUCCCAGUAUCCGUCCAUCUCUGCGUCUCGUGCUGACACGCCGGUCCUCCUGGGUCCUCCAGAGGAAGAUUCCUCCUCCCCCGUGUGUGACUUCCUACCUGCUCUGGAACGACGAGAUGGAUUGCUGGGAAGCAACAGACUGUAUUGCAUGAACUUCUCAGACCCCUUUGCGCUGACUUCUUUGGGUUCCAACAGCGGCACAGAGUUCCCGGGUCUGUCUUGUUCAGCUGAAAGGACAGUAAGCACUAAAAGGUUUAAUGAGUCCCCCACUUCAGGCCUGCUCGCCAAAAAAGCUCGCCGCAGGACUUCUGACCGACUGCCGUUGGCCCAGCACAAUGUAGAGAAGAAGCAGAAGGAAUCCAGCAACGUCUCUCCCAUUCUUCAGCAGCACAACAAGACCACAGUGUGCGUGUACUGAGACACCACGCCCGCGGCUGCUGCUGCCGCUGCUGCUGCUGUCAUCACUUCUGUUCAUCGUGUGUGUGAAGUCACUCAUGCUUCUGGCAAAUUUGAACCUAAAAUUACUUCAACUAGAAAGUGUCUUCUUGAUUGGAAACGUCAGGCGUCUCUCAGGAGCUGAGAAGACGAUCUAAAGGAGGGAUAUUGUUUCCCUGCAACCAAUGUCUAACAUUUAUCAGGGGCAUGAGUCAUCGUGAGCUUGACUUUAGGUUCCUCCUCUCUGCAGAGAUUCAGUAGAUCUUCAUCCUGCAUGGAUCCACCUUCUUUCUGUUUCAUUGGGUCAGGGUGGGGUCUGGAGGGCUCAGAGACCAACACUUUCCAAGCCCUGCUCACUCUGCUCACUGUGCAUUUUCUGCAUGUGUUCACUUCUCUAUGGAUGCAGCUACAGACAGAUGUUACUUUCUGAAUCACAUUCUCAACUGUGGGCUGAGACCAUCAUUUUCUGGUGCCGCUGUUAAGCUAUUAGACAAAAAAAGGCAAAUAUAAUGAGACAAGUUAGCAAAUUUAGCCUCAUAACUGUAGAUGUGUGCAAAUUAAUGCAUACUUUAAAAAAAAGGUUUGCUCAGCUGAAGAUUUUCCCUUUGAAUUAAACCAGCUCUGAAGUUGAACCUGUUGUCUGCAGCACCAGCACCUUAUCUUAAGUUUGAAAACACAGUCACCUAAAACAUUAACAUCUCCUCCACUUUCAUUGUUGAUAUUGUACAUUUACUCCUAAAUGACACACCCGUCUUUCUUAACGUUUGUAGGGUCUAAAUUGUGCCUAAUGAUGUAAAUAUGUAUUUUAUAGCCAAGUAUUUAACAGACUGUUUAUGUAAAACAAAUCUAUUUUUAUACUUUCUUUUAGUGUAAGUUAAUAAAAUGUUACCGUCCCUUCUAGAGGCUCUCCAGCAGACUUUUUCUCUCCAACACGUGUGCAGAACCAGGCUGGAAGCAUAUUUAUGUGUUUUAUUUAAUGUCUUGAAUUUAAACUAAAGGUGCUGCUACAGUCACAAAUAAGGAAGCUAUGUUGUUUAUAUUUUUAUGAAUAUAUGAAAUGCCUGUUUGCUCUUCCCCAUAACAAGGUCCUUGUAUAACAAAAGUUGUGGAGGAUCUUGUUACAUGAUGAUUCCAAAAUUUAUCUGUCUUCUAUUGUCAUCCAUGUCAACACCGUAAUGGAUUUAAUUAAAUGGUGUCUUCAGCUCCUCUUUCUAUAUGAACCCAUCACAGGGGGGGUUUCUGAGUUUCAUCCAUGGCUUUAGAGAGCCUCCAACAUGGAUCUGAGGCAGAUGCUUCCCUUUCUUCAGAGGGUCUGCCUGAGAACCCUGUAACCCUUGUGCUAUCCUAAACACUUUAACGUUGGGAGUUGGGUCAUCUAGACCCACUAGACCAGAGGUGGGCACUGAGGGCCGCAUUCCUGCAUGUUUUCCAGCAUACCCUGCUCUGGCAUGUCCUGAUUGGCUGGACACACCUGAACCAGGUAAUCAGCCAUGAGUAGGGCAAGAAUAUCUGGAAAUCAUGCAGACACACCGGCCCUCGAGGCCUGGAAUUGCCCACCCCUGCACUAGACAGUGCGUUGAACCUUUGUUCUUCAAUGAUUUGUGAUCUUCACUGGUGUCCAUGGAUUACAUGAAAUCUUUCCACCUUUAUCCACCUUUGUCAUGGUAGGGAGAACACGUCACUGUAAGGGUUGGGUCUUCUAAGAUAGCACAAAGGUUAAAGCCUCUGUUUACUUUGAGCUGCCAUAUUUGUGUUGCAUACUCUACACCUUUGAGGGACACCCCGUCUGACAUGGUGUCACCCGUUUUCCAUGGUGGGAACAAGCCAGUCGCUCCUACUUCUUCUGAGUGGUGUUGUUACUGAUGUGUGUACAGAUUCAUAUGAGGAAAAACCCCUUGCAUGGACUGAUUGAGUAGGUUUGGACUUUUAUGGUGACUUUAAGAAGGGAUAGCUGUUCAUGCUCCGGCUGCAGCGGGUGACGUGCGUCUGUGUACAUAGGUGGUGGAUGUCACAUUACAGUGAAUCCUCACAAAGCUGUGUGACGUUGUUGGAACAUGAUUAUGCCCUUUUGCCUCUUUGUCAUCCGUGUUGAAUUCCAGGAGUUUUAGGAACUGUAAAAUUAUAAUCAUUCUAUAUGAAAAAUCAUUUCUUUACUGUUUGGUGUUUCAUGAUCAUGGUUUUUUGUUUUUGUUCCUCUAUGGUGCUUAAGUGCAAUUUCUGACACAGGUGUGUACAUGUGUGUUCAUUUUGUAGUAUCUGGUCCCCCAGAUAGUAGCAAAUAUGGGUUUAUUCAAAUGUUUUUUGAAACACUAUAACCUGAUAUUUUGGUUUAAGGCUCCUCAUUUAGAUUUUUCUAUACAGUUAUUAAGUGAUUCUUUCAAACCCCUGUCUACUGAUUUACCCUCUUGUACACUUCAGAAAGCUGCUGUAGCAGCUGACGUGCAUGUGUACAGUGUAAAUGUGGAAAAAAAUCUUAUCUGGAAAUCAACUUAUUUAAAUAAAAUACUCCUUAAAAUGGAAAAAGG
This is a messenger RNA of Oryzias latipes (Japanese medaka), 4316 nucleotides long. RefSeq names its product protein phosphatase, Mg2+/Mn2+ dependent, 1Da (gene ppm1da). Gene Ontology annotation, biological process: protein dephosphorylation. The record is from RefSeq and is a predicted model, not a curated record. Gene Ontology annotation, molecular function: protein serine/threonine phosphatase activity; cation binding. NCBI's taxonomy places the organism in Eukaryota, Metazoa, Chordata, Actinopteri, Beloniformes, Adrianichthyidae.